UUGUUAUAAUAAAUAAUUAUUAAUUUCGUAUAUAAAAUGAGUUUGUUAGAUUCUAUUAAAUCUAAGAAGCAGUCCUUGAAGAGUACAGACACUAUAGUGACUCUUGCGGACGGGAAAAAACUUAGGGAGACUAAAGACAAAACCGAAUUUUUAGGCAUAAGUUGUGGAUUUGUUGUAGACACAAAACCGGAUAAAAUACCAGCAAAAAUUAUACCCAAUUUGUAUUUAGGUGCACAAGAUUGUUGUGAGAGAGAAGUUUUAGAUAGUUAUAAUUUGCAAUUUGUUUUAAGUGUAGGUAUAGAGCCUCCUGUAAAGUACGAAAAUGUUAUUUAUAAGUAUAUAGAGUGUUUAGAUUUACCUGAUACUAAUAUAAAAGACGUUUUGAAAUGUGGCUGUUCCAACUAUCGAUGAAAAUAUACUUGAAAAUAAUAUUUUGGUGCACUGCAAUGCAGGGGUCAGCCGAUCAAGUUCUGUUGUUAUUGGGUAUCUUAUAUUAAAAAGGGGAUUUAAUUAUGAAUCUGCCUUAAAAGCUUGUAAAGAUGUAAGACCUUGUGUUAGACCAAACGAUGGUUUCGAAAAACAGUUAAAAAUGUUAAAUAUUGGCAUGAGUUGAUUGUAGUGCUGUAAUAUCCACUACCCAGAAAGAAGGAAUGUUUAGCUUUUGGUACUUUUUGACAAAAAAAUACACUUCAGGCUUUAUAUCAUUCUUAAAAAUGUUUUCAAAUCCUAUGUAGGCAAUCCAUUGUUACAUCUCCAAAACAUUAAAGACCAAAUCGAAGCUUAAAUUUGAGCUCUUAAGAAGUUCUUAAGUUAUUUACAUAUUUCUUCUUCUUGCUUCUUGAUACUUACCAAAUUACCUGUUUCAGUCCCUGCUUACACCAUCGCUACACCUUUUUCGGUGAUGACAUACGUCCCGAUGUUCGGUUUGUAAUUUACCUCGAGCUAUUCUCAUUACUCUUCUUCAAUUAUGUUUGUAUUCAUUCUACACUUUCUUAAGAACCAUAAGUUACUAAUACAUUCGACCUUGCAUUGUGCCUUAUGUUUUCGCUUCUUUCUUUGUCUACAUAUAUCUUUUGCUCUCUUUCGCUCAAUAUUCUAUUGGGUUUUGAUGUUUUGGUUAUAGCUUCUGCAUUAUGUUGUUAUUGUGGGUCUCUUAAUUUGAUUUCAAUGCUAAUUUUUGGUUUGUCCAUUGUAUAAUGUAGCUUAGAAGCUUUGCCAAAACAUGAUAUUUUCAUACCUAAAAGUUUUAAUCUAAUUUCUUGCUUGACCAUAAUUAUUAUUCCAUCUACCUCAAGCUUGUAUCUCAAAAGUAUCUUUGAUUUUAUCCCGCAUUUUGAUUCAGAGGUGGAAAUCCGAAUUUUAAAAGAUUUGGCUUUUUAUUACACUGGUAUCAAAGCAAUUGCCAGAUGGUUUUGGUUACAACCUACUAGUAUAAUUAAUCUUUUACAUAACAUAAGCUGUUAAUCUCGUUUUGUACGUAUUGUGUCCAUGAUGAUAUUGGAUAGAAGGCAGCUCCAUACGUCUCUCCCACUAAUCCUAUUCCCAGACGGUAUUCCCAUACUGAGUAAGUUUCGAGUUUAUCUUGGCUUGAAUCCGAUUAGGUACAUGUUUAAAAUUAAUACAAUUCUUGAUAUGGAAAUGCUGUUUUAUCCCUCAUUUUAUGGACAAGGCAAUGAAGCAGUAAACCUAAAAAAAUUGCAGUUGGAUGGAUCUCAAUCACACUUGUUGCAUUUGUAUUAGUGUCAUGAAAUUUUUUAAACAAAAAUCAUGACAUGGAAAUGAAAAUCGUAUUCUUGAACAAGGAAAAUGUAUUUUCCAAAGUGCAUUUUGAAGUGACGAAAAAUGAUGAAUUUGUAAUUCGGAAAUAAUUGAUGAAAAUUAGUUCAGCAUUAGUACUCAGAAGUUUUUGACUUCACUGAACACGAAUAUUAUGACGGCGAUACAAAAUCAAUGCAUUCGGUACUCGGGAGUUUUUGGGGUCGCUGAUCACGAAUAUCAUGAUGGUGAUGAUCUCCGAUCUCCAUGGUGCCCGUGACGGGUUUCGUCUCAUAAAGUUUUAUGGAAAUUCUAUACAAAAUCAGUGCAAAUUCGUUACUUGAGGGUUUUUGCUUCGUUGAACACAAAUAUGCCAACAAUGGUGUGCUCAUUUCCGUCAAUUAUUUCUAAUUUACAAAUUUGUUCUUUUUCAUCACUUUGAAAAAUGUGUUUUUCUUAUUCAAUAAUGCAAUUUUUAUUUCCACAUCAUAUUUUUUGUUCUCAAAAUUUCGAGAUACUCUUACGAAUCGAAUGCAACAGGUUUCAUUCAGAUCCUGUUUCAAUGCCUCGCCUCUUUUCAAAUAAUAAUCGUACGAGACGUUGGAUUUCUGUGGAUAGGUGAGAAAUUACACCGUGGUUUAAGAUUUAUUAUGCUUUUAUAUAUCUAAAAUAAUUAAAUGUAAUGUUUAAUACAUCAAUAAUACCAGCCAAUUAUUUAUUGUUUAAAAAAAUGUAAUAUCAAAUUUAUUUUAUUGUAUAUGAUUUAUGGGAAAUGGUUAUUAAUCUAAUAAAUUUUUGUAUCAA
Diabrotica balteata is the source of this 2559-nucleotide messenger RNA. NCBI's taxonomy places the organism in Eukaryota, Metazoa, Arthropoda, Insecta, Coleoptera, Chrysomelidae. The record is from the annotation of a GenBank genome assembly.